CAACCUUCACUCACACACUACUUCUAACUGAAAACACAACACAUCACACAAUAAUAACCACACCCCCUCACACAAUUCUCACCUCUUUCAAUUACACAACUCUCUUUCAGAUUCAGAUGGCUAUGGAAGCUCUUAAAUCACCAACCACCGCCGCUCCAACCUUCACUCCCUUCCAGGAACCGAACCACAGCUACAUGGUCGACGCACCGUGGGCGAAGAGAAAGCGUUCCAAGCGUUCUCGCACGGACAGCCAUCACAACCACGCUUCCUGCACGGAGGAAGAGUAUCUCGCUCUCUGCCUCAUCAUGCUCGCUCGCGGCAGCACCGCCGUAACACCCAAGCUCACUCUGUCUCGUCCGGCACCGGUAACCGCUGAAAAGCUCAGUUACAAGUGCUCUGUCUGCGAAAAAACCUUCCCCUCUUACCAAGCCCUUGGCGGACACAAGGCCAGCCACCGGAAACUCGCCGGCGCCGCCGCUGAGGACCACUCCACCUCCUCCGCCGUGACCACCAGCUCUGCCUCCAACGGUGGAGGCAAGGUCCACCAGUGCUCCAUCUGCCAGAAAUCCUUCCCUACAGGACAGGCCUUGGGAGGACACAAGCGUUGCCACUAUGAAGGCGGUGGUGGUGCUAGUAGCACCGCCACAGCCACCGCAUCGGAAGGUGUGGGAUCCACACACAGCCACCAGCGCAACUUCGAUCUGAACCUGCCGGCUUUUCCGGACUUCUCCGCCAGCAAAUUUUUCGUGGAAGAAGAGGUUUCCAGUCCCCUGCCUUCGAAGAAGCCACGUCUUUUGCCCAAGAUUGAAAUCCCUCAUUAUUAUUAAUUAAUUAAUGCAUUUAGAUCAAAGUUAAUUAGUGCUUAAUUAGCUUUUCAAUUGUUUGGGAAUUGGGAUUUGAUUUGUUCUUGUACAUAUACAGUAGCUAGCUAGCUAGCUGGACUUGGAGCUUAUUAGCUGGUUUUAGGAUUUCUUCUACAUUGUAUUUUGACAGUCAUUCAUUAUCAUAUAAUUCAAUUCAUUUAUUCAA
Molecule: messenger RNA, 1029 nt
Organism: Lotus japonicus
Lineage: Eukaryota; Viridiplantae; Streptophyta; Magnoliopsida; Fabales; Fabaceae
Product: zinc finger protein ZAT10-like
Exons: 1
Coding region: 117-827 (236 amino acids)
Biological process (GO): response to stress
Molecular function (GO): DNA-binding transcription factor activity
Source: RefSeq, a predicted model, not a curated record